Molecule: messenger RNA, 2421 nt
Organism: Penicillium lagena
Lineage: Eukaryota; Fungi; Ascomycota; Eurotiomycetes; Eurotiales; Aspergillaceae
Exons: 4
Coding region: 1-2421 (806 amino acids)
Source: RefSeq, a predicted model, not a curated record
AUGGACUUUUGGUCUCGUCUCAUCGGCGGCUCGCGCGCACUGUCUAAGAAGACCUCCAAGGCCACCUUACCCACCGAGCGCCUGACGGCAUUCAAGCGCGCCUGCAACGCUCUCCAGCAAAUAUGGCGCUCCACCAAUGCCCCAGCCGGCGAGCAGUCGGCGGCCCACGCUCGCGCUUACAUUGAACGACUGAAUUCCAUCCUCAGCGAAGAAUCGCGUGGACCGGCGCCACAUCCCUGUGUGGCCUAUGCGGCCUCGUCCCAGGUCUUCGUCACCGUUACCAAGCUCGCCUUGUCCUACUACGACGAAGGGGUCCUCCGAUCGGCCACCCUCUUCUUCAACACCCUAAUCGACGCCGAGGUCGACGGCGUGGUAGACAACCGACUAUUCGCUCGCGCGCUGGUGGACCUCGUUCGCCGGUCCGAAAAGCCGACCGAUGAAAUUGAAGGGAGACUCGUGGAACUACUAUUCGGCAUCGCCAACAAUAUCCGUCUGCAACCUGCCAUCCUGCCCGCGUGGUUUGGACCCAGGGCAGCCCAGGAUGGAGAGUCACCCGCUCCGAGCGGAUCGGAAUUUGCAGGAACCAUGCGCAAGGAUGACUUCCCACUGUUCUACUUGCUGGUGGACUAUGUUCAUAGCGAGGGCCGUGCCGGUGACUUUGCGCGCACGGGGCUACUGUACUUGAUCGAGACGGCGUCUAGGUCCAAGGACUUGGAGAAAUGGUUGAUUGAGAGUGAUUUGGCUACGCUGAUGGCCACUGGGCUGGGUGCGCUUUACAGCCAGCUCGGCAGUCUGUCUUUUACCCCUUCCGGUGACAACGUGCCUCAUAUCGUUGCCCUAUCAGACCACGCAAAGCAGGAGACGGCCCUGCAGCCGCAACUAGGCCAACCGAUGGAUUCGUUCAUGUCAUACCUGUUGUUCUGGCAAGACACGAUCGACCAUUGUAAGUCCGACGAGGUCAACGAUACCUUGUUGGAUCACUUUCAGGUACUCUUCCUCGAGCAGCUUCUUUACCCUUCUCUGCUGGAAUCAUCGGACGUGGCGGGCGGCUCUACAGCAGCCGUGUUGACCUACCUGUGUCGGAUUCUGGACUCGGUUUACCAAGGCGAGCUGGUGCAUCGUAUCUUACAUUUCCUACUUGCCUCUGCUCCUCCGAAGGAGCAGAUGGACAUGUCCGCUAGCAGGCGGAAAUCACUGACGGUGCUGGCUGCGCUGUCAUCCGAAGCGGCCCAGCCGCCUCCGUCGCUCUUCAAUCUACGCGAUCUGGCUCUCCUCGGACUCCAGUCGUCUAACCGACAGACCGUACUCGCGACGCUACGGCUUUUGACUGUUGUCCUGCAGCGGCAUCACCCGUUUGCGCGGAGCUUGGUCCACACCAUCCCUACUCAACCAGCGCAGCAGCGGUCUAUCGGGGCAUUCAACGCUGAGCUCGAACAACUGGUGGGCCUGGCUAGCUCACUGAUCGAUGACCCAACACUCAGUGAGUCCUACGAAAACUACAUUGCCGAUGCGACCUGGGUUCUCGAAUCCCGUCUGUGUCUGCCUGUCACUGCUGGGGACGAAGCUGAGGCAUUCCCGCUACCGAUGCAGCUCCAACAGGACGAUCCUCUCGUGAAAUCGCUUCUCGAAUGCCUGGGCACAUUUUUUACCAACAGCGUGAUUGUCAACCUGGCGCUGACGGGCGUCUUCAUCAGUCUGGCCUCGUCACAUCUCUUCUCGCUGGAUGGCUGGGUGCUGGUCGACCCGGCCCAGUACGAUGCUUCCGUGCCAGAGGAGACGGACGAUGCGCUGGACCGCAUCCGCCAGGCCUACCAGGCGCCUACGUGGCCCCCGAGUGCCGCUCCUACGUUGACCUGUGCCGUCCAACGUUUAGUUGACCAGGUCCGUCAAUGGCAGCGGGAUCUUCCCGACUUCGACGUCCUGAUUGCCGCCCGACGAGAGCUACUGCACCAGGACGGUCGUGCUCGCACCCCAGACCGAUCGCGCGAGCCCUCUGAGCCGCGGGCUCCUACGCCAGCAGACCGAUCGCAUCCAUCUUUCCCCGGGUCACCAGAUCCUGCAGCCUCCCGGGGCCGUUCCCCUCUCCCCUCGAGCUCACCUGCCGUCGCACUGAGUCCUGCACGCCGCGAGGCAUCGAUGGCACCACAGGCUGAAUCCCGGGGCACCUCCGUCUCUCGCACGGCCGCUGCGGAGGCAUUGCGGCAGCGACUAGCCACGCCGUUCCCUCCUACCACUGCUGCUCCCACGACGGCAGACACUGAUUCUACCCAGCCCGAAGAACCCACGGUUGGUGGGGAACGGGCAUCUGCAGCGACGCUGGGACAUGUGCUGACGAACGUGGUAAUCCUGUACGAAUUCGUGCUGGAGCUUUCGGCGGUGGUGCAAGUGCGGGCGAGUUUAUUUGAAGAGGCGGGAUAUUAA